AUGGCAGACGCCGACUCCUGGGUCACGCUCGUAUCGAGUGACGGCCACCGCUUCAUCCUGCCCCGCUCAGCCGCGCUCGGUUCCGAGAUGAUCAAGAACACCCUCUCCGCCGACUUUGUCGAGGCGCAGACGGGCGUGAUCCGGCUGGAAGAACAGCGAGCAGAGAUUGUCGAGAAGGUUGCAGAGUACUUGAUGUACAAGGAGCGGUACAGGGAGACCAAGGGCGAGAUUCCUGAUUUCAAGGACCGCGUCAAGCCAGAGAUUGCGCUCGAGUUGCUGAUGGCGAGCGACUACAUGGAGUGUUGA
Molecule: messenger RNA, 306 nt
Organism: Rhodotorula toruloides NP11
Lineage: Eukaryota; Fungi; Basidiomycota; Microbotryomycetes; Sporidiobolales; Sporidiobolaceae
Product: transcription elongation factor B, polypeptide 1
Exons: 4
Coding region: 1-306 (101 amino acids)
Biological process (GO): ubiquitin-dependent protein catabolic process
Cellular component (GO): elongin complex
Molecular function (GO): protein-macromolecule adaptor activity
Source: RefSeq, a predicted model, not a curated record